UAAGCGUCUGGCUUAACCAAUGAAAUCGUUCGCUCGGAAUUUAAACUGUUCUAGCUAACCUGUAGUGUGUUUUUGUGAAAAGUCGUCGAGUUACUUAGCUGCCUUUUAAAUAUGGACCGCAUUAACGACGAGUCGACAACGCUGUAUUUUUAUGAAAGCAGGCUUUUAACUUUCGAUGGUUGGCCAUUUCAGGAAGACUGCGUUUGUACUCCUGAGAACAUGGCUAAAGCAGGAUUCAUCCACGUGCCCUCUGAGAACAGUCCUGAUGUAGCACAGUGUUUCUUCUGUCUUAAAGAGCUGGAAGGCUGGGAACCAGAAGAUGAUCCUGAAAAGGAGCAUAAAGCACAUUCACCCAGCUGCAGUUUUAUUGCACUGAAGAAGUCUGUGGAGAGUCUGACUGUGGAGGAGUUUCUCAAGCUUCAGAAAGAGAGGCAGAAAUUUAUUAUUAAAAAGAUGUGCAACCAGGCUAUUGACAAAUUUGAAGAAGCUGUGAAGUUGAAAAGAGGACAGAUCAUGCAGUCUGCUAUGGGUGAAGAAUGAAGAGAGUAAAGACGUCACUUCUGUUAUUGCUUUUCACAAGACACACUUGUUUCCAUUUCUCCUUAAUUUGAUCUCUUUCAGGCAAUGGACUCAUUUGGAGUGGGGGAAGUUUGUAGAUAUGUGUAUAUAUAGCCUGUCUCUGUAGACUUUUAUAUGGACCAGGCAUUGAAAUGUUUGUUUCAGGAAAUUAUUUUUAAUUAUCUUUAGUGAAUAAAACCUAAUGUUAAAAUCAUAA
This is a messenger RNA of Neoarius graeffei (lesser salmon catfish), 775 nucleotides long. It is a transcript of the gene birc5a, whose product is annotated as baculoviral IAP repeat containing 5a. The transcript is spliced from 4 exons. Lineage: Eukaryota; Metazoa; Chordata; Actinopteri; Siluriformes; Ariidae. The record is from RefSeq and is a predicted model, not a curated record. Bases 112 to 540 code for a protein of 142 amino acids.